Messenger RNA from Oncorhynchus masou masou (cherry salmon), 1365 nucleotides. Its product is annotated as neuromedin-B receptor-like. Gene Ontology annotation, biological process: G protein-coupled receptor signaling pathway. The transcript is spliced from 3 exons. Gene Ontology annotation, molecular function: neuropeptide receptor activity. The record is from RefSeq and is a predicted model, not a curated record. Bases 87 to 1217 code for a protein of 376 amino acids. Gene Ontology annotation, cellular component: plasma membrane. NCBI's taxonomy places the organism in Eukaryota, Metazoa, Chordata, Actinopteri, Salmoniformes, Salmonidae.
CUACCGCGCCUCAGACUUGCUUUGGAAAACGGUCGUCUUCAAUGCCAUUUUAUCAAGGUGAUUAUUGAACAAAUCCCUGAGAAGCAAUGGAUAAUAUUUUAGAGAACGUAUCUUUUACUGGACAUUCUGUGUUUUACAACUUUACUGACGAUUGGAUACCUGCUGAAAGAGAAACUAUUGAUUUUAUUAUAAGAUGUGUCAUACCGACUGUGUAUAUUCUGAUCAUAACGAUUGGAUUGUUGGGCAACAUUACCUUGGUUAAGAUUUUUAUCACCAACAGUGCAAUGAGGAGCGUCCCCAACAUAUUUAUUUCGAGUUUGGCAGCUGGGGAUCUUUUGCUUUUGGUCACUUGUGUUCCAGUGGAUGCGUUCAGAUACUUCUUUGAGGAGUGGAUCUUCGGUGUUGUGGCUUGCAAACUAAUUCCGGUCAUUCAACUCACUUCAGUCGGAGUCUCGGUGUUCACUCUCACUGCACUAAGCGCGGACAGGUACAAAGCCAUUGUGAAUCCUAUGGACAUCCAGACAUCCAGUGCCGUGUUCUGGACAUGUCUGAAAGCUGUGUCCAUCUGGGUGAUCUCCGUCAUGCUGGCGGUGCCCGAGGCCAUCUUCUCGCAGGUAGUACACAUCCAGGACAAGAAUGUGACCUUCACCGCCUGUGUGCCCUAUCCCCUUUCCAACGACAUGCAUCCCAAGAUCCACUCCAUCCUCAUAUUCCUGGUGUACUUCCUGAUUCCCCUGGGGAUCAUCUCUGUAUACUACUUCCACAUCGCCCGGACUCUAGUCAAGAGUGCUCACGACAUGCCUGGAGAGAUCAGUGAGCACACGAAGAGACAGAUGGAGACGAGAAAACGGCUGGCCAAAAUUGUUCUGGUUUUUGUGGGCCUCUUUGCUCUUUGCUGGUUCCCCAACCAUGUCUUGUACAUGUACCGCUCCUUCAACUACCGUCAGAUCGACUCCUCUCUGUCGCACCUCAUCAUCACCCUGCUGGCCCGGGUGCUAAGUUUCUCCAGCUCCUGUGUCAACCCGUUUGCCCUCUACCUGCUGAGUGAGAGUUUCCGCAGGCACUUCAACAGCUCACUGCACUGCAAGAGGAAGCCCCACCACGAACGCAACACUAGCUACCUGCAGCAUACCUCAGCCAUAAGAAUGACCUCCAUCAAGAAGACCACCCCUACUGUCAUCAACGGACAUGGCAACAGGCAGGAGGUCACUCUGUAGGUUUAGGAUGUCACCUGAUGACAUGUAAGUGGUGGGAGUGGCACCAAAAAAAAGUUAAGUGCAAAGCUUUUACAAGGAGAACUAUUAUGAAAAGGUCAUGCAUGUGUGCUAAACAGAAAAUGCUUUGUUUGAAGCUGUCUUGUCUAUA